UUAGGGUUUUCUGCCUUCAGGGGGUUGUAAACUUGUCAACGCCAGCUAUUAUUUCUGAGGGCUUACGGCAGCAAGGGUUGUUUACUAAACAGUUGGAGGAUAAUUUAAGGUGUCUUCACCCACCAGAGAUUAUGUCUGUUUAUCCGCCUUGGGUUAUGCGUGCAAUUUUGCAUGAUGGAGUAAUCUUGGUUGAUGGAUCUUGGAACAACCAUACUUAUAGGUCAGGAAUGGGAUGGUGUCCGGAGAUUGGGGGAUCAGGGCCUCAUGGUUUUUUUUGGGAGGAGCUUACUAUGGCUUGGCACUUUUAGCGCUACACGUGGAGAUGAAUGCCUGUCUUGAAGGGCUUCGAUGGGCUACCAACAGGUGUUUACAAAACGGCUAUUUCACCAAAUGCCACUGACAAAUUACGAAAUUCAUCAAAUGCCAUCGAACUUUUCAGAAUUCACCAAAUGCCAUUGACAACUAGUAUAUUAACACAACGUGCCAUUAAUGAUGCCAGGACGUUAGUUGGCCGUUAUUGCGAAAAUACUAUUUUACCCUUUCUUUGUGUUUAAUGCCGCCAUUAAGAAGUUGACUGUCUGACUUCUCUUUUUUCAAUUAUUCAAUUGUUGUUGGACCUUGUUCUUCCAUAACUUCUCCCCUGUUCUUCGAAAGUUCACCAAAACUGAAACCUUGAAAUCUCUGGCAACGAAGAAGCAAAGUUGGAGCAUUGAACGACGGAACUCUGCAACAAGUUCGAACCUUUUGGUGUUCUUCAUUCUGGGCGAACCCAGAAGUGCGAGGAAGUAGUGCCAGAACUUGAAGGAAGUUUGAAGUGCAAAAUUCAGUUUGAGGGGUUGGAGAUAGCACGCAAGGAUGAGUUCAGUGUGGCUUGAUGUUCAUUACAAAGACCAGGGGUUUGAUGUGAGGAUUGAGGAUACUGACAGAACAAGUCUAAUGGACUUGUUUGAGUACAUGUUUGAGGAUUCAGAAAGGCAAAAUGUGAUCCUUCCCAAAUACUUUAGUUUGUAUGUAAUGCCUCCCAUGACUAAUAGGAAGUUAGAGUUAACUGGGGAUACUCAAAUGCUGCAAAUGUGGGAUUGGUAUGAAGGUAGGGAAACAAUACAAGUGUUCUUAGAGGAGAAGAGUGGACCUAGUGUGGUGUUUAAGGAUGUUGUAGCUAGUUGGGAAAAAAGGCUUAAGGCAAAGGCUGAGAAGGAAAGAAUAGAACUGGAAAAGGCCAAGAGGGUGGUUGAAGAGCAGGAAGCUGAGAGGGAGCUUAUGGAACAUCAACAGUAUCAAGUUGCAGUUGAGGUUCCUGUUGUAAAUGCAGAGGAGAUAAAUGAUGUUGAAUAUGUUAGAGUUUUUGCCACCCCAGAAGCUGAUGUGGUAUUUCCUGGGGCAUCACAGCCUCAACCUGAACAAAGUACACAACCACCAACUCCAACAAAAAACUCUCAACCAGCCUCUCCUUUUAACCAGCCCAAGAAGCCAUCAGCUAGGAAAAAAAGCACUCCUAGGAAAAAGAAAACCACUCCCAAAAAAAGAUCCCAACCCCCUCCUCAACCACAACCCUCCACACCAGUCCCUGAACCACAACCCUCCCCACCUGUCCCUGAACCACAACCCUCCCCACCAGUCCCUGAAUCACAACCCUCCCCACCAGUCCCUGAAUCACAACCCUCCCCACCAGUCCCUGGACCACAACCCUCCCCUGAUCCUUCCCAUGUACCUGUCAGUGAAGAAACAGAAGUCCCACCUCCACCUCCACCAUCUGCUCCAGCAAAAAAGGGGAGAUCAAGACCUGAGGGAUUUAGGUCAAAAAAGACUGCUUCUAGCAAAGGUAAGGGGGUUGGUGUCAGUCUGAGGAGAUCAGCAAGGAACAUGGCUACAAAUGUUCCUGUCAGUGAAGAAAACUCUGAUGAGUUUGGAAGUGACAAUGAGGAUGAUGAUUAUAUACUUUCUAGCAGUGAGGAAGAUGAUGAUGAGGCAGAUCUCUGUGAUUUCAUAGAGGAUGAAAGAGACACAGAUGACCUUCAUGAUGAUGUUCCAGAGAAGCAGUUUCAGGAUUUUUUGGAUGGCAGUUCAGCAAUGGAUAAAACAUAUAAAAAUGGCAAAAUUUGGACCAAUCAGGAGUUUGGAUCCAUCACUUUAGAGCCAUGGCUCAUAUUUGCAGACAGGCAGUCAUUUCUAGAUGUGUUUAAGGACUACUGUGUCCAAGAAGGGUUUGGGGUUUAUGUAGAAAAGAGUGACCCAACAAGAUUGAUAGCAAGGUGUGCUAUUGACACAUGCAACUGGAGGAUUCAUGCCUCCACUAUGAAAGACAAGAUCAGCUGGGCAAUCAAGUCUCUAACAGGAGAGCAUAGUAGUUGUGGGAGAUUGGAAAUAAAUCCAAUUGUGAGUUCUCAGUGGCUGUGUAGGCAUCUUCAGUCAGACAUUCAUGCCAAUCCUGACAUACCAGUUGAUGCAUUACAGAAACUUUGUAUGGAAAGGUUUAGGCUACAAGUGAAGAAAAGGCUGUUGUACAAGGUGAGGGCAAUGUCCAAGGAGAUUAUCCAUGGUGGUUAUGGGGAGGCCUACUCAGUGUUGCCUAGGUAUGCUGAAAUGGUGAAGGAGACCAACCCAGGUAGUUAUGCCCUGGUCACAUGGGGUGAGGCCACUGCAACUGAGCCCCCAAGGUUCAAGGGUUGUUUCUUUUCUUUUGCUUCCCAACUAAGGGGAUUCUUGAGAGGAUGCAGGCCAUUCAUUGGCAUUGAUGGAGCCCACCUGAGUGGACAUUUCAAGGGCAUUCUGCUAACUGCUGUUGGGAUUGAUGGGAAUAAUGAGAUUUUUCUCAUUGCAUAUGGAGUGGUGGGUUCUGAGAGUAUUGACAGUUGGGGCUAUUUUCUUAGGAAUUUGAGGUGCUUGUUUGAGAAAGAAGGUUGUAGGAGAGAUGAUUGGACCUUCAUCUCUGACAGAAUGAAGGGGGUUGACACAGCAAUUAAUGAGACAUUCCCUAGAGCAACAAGAAGAGUGUGUUGCCAGCACCUAUACAUGAACUGCAAGGCUAAAGGAUUUAGUGGUUCAACAUUUCACAAGCUGUUCUGGAUAGCAGCUGAUGCAUACAACGAGUAUGUGUUCAACAAGGCAAUGCAAAAGAUAAAAGAAUACAACCCUAAGGCUGUUGAGUACUUAGAGAGUUGCACUGAGGUCUGGUCAAGGCAUAAGUUUGAUCCUGCCCUCUGUUGUGACCAUAACACAACAAAUUUUGUGGAGUCUUUCAACUCAUGCACCAAGCCAUACAGAGAUUUACCAGUUCUGAAAAUACUUGAAGCUAUAAGGCAAUGGGUGAUGAAGAGGAUUGGCUCAAGGUUUGACAAAUCACUAACCAUGGGGGAUAUGGACCUGACUGAGUAUGCAGACAAGAUUCUACAAACAAGAUCAGAUGAGUCAAGGUUAUGCUAUGCUAUUCCCUGCGGUAGGGAUGAAUUUGAGGUCAGAGACCAACAUGUCCAUUUUCCCAUCAAGCUGAGCACUGGCAUAUGUGGUUGUGGGAAAUGGCAGCAUUCUGGACUUCCAUGCAAACAUGUGCUGAGGGUCAUAUACCACCAGAGGCUGCAACCAGCAGACUUUGUAGCCCCCUGUUUCAAAGGGAAGGCAUACAAGCUCACUUAUGCAGAGCAUUUGCACCCUAUGCCUGACCCAUCACAAUGGCCAUCAGGGAACCUACCUGACAUAUUGCCCCCUUUGGUGAAAAGAGCUGCAGGGAGACCAAAGAAGCAAAGACAAAGAGGGCCAAAUGAAUCUAGGAGAGGGAAGAGGCAUGCAACAGUAAAGUGCAGCUUAUGCAGUGAGUUGGGACACAACAAGGUCACUUGUUCAUCAAGGAAGAAAAGGGCUGCAACUGAAGCAAGCACAUCAGCCACCACCUCUCAAGCCAACAACAGAAAAAAGAAAGCAGCAUGGAUGCAAAGUUUCUCCUGUUUUUAGUGCACACCCAGUUUCUCCAUGUAAUUUUUGAAGAUUGACAGUGUUGUGUGUGCUAUUUUGUGUAGUAUCUUUUGACUAUAAACUUGUAAUUAAACAGGAAGCAUCUUUUGGGUACAUGAUUUGAACAGGAACCAAUUUUUUGGGCACAAAA
Molecule: messenger RNA, 4099 nt
Organism: Chenopodium quinoa (quinoa)
Lineage: Eukaryota; Viridiplantae; Streptophyta; Magnoliopsida; Caryophyllales; Amaranthaceae
Exons: 4
Coding region: 856-3948 (1030 amino acids)
Biological process (GO): DNA transposition
Molecular function (GO): transposase activity; DNA binding; zinc ion binding
Source: RefSeq, a predicted model, not a curated record